GGUCAAGACCCACGUGGCCAGCUCUAGCAGACUAGCACAAUGGCAGAAAGAGAAGCUGAAGUGGUGCCUUCAAUUAUAACCGAUAGUGUUUUCUCUAAGAGCAGUCCUAUGCCGGAGGACUCUAGAGAGGUGUCUGGCUAUGAGUUCACUCGAGGGCAGGUCGACUACCACGCAUUGCUGCAGUCAUACAGAACAUCAGGAUUCCAGGCCACCAACUUUGGAUUGGCUGUUGAGCAAAUCAAUGAAAUGCUAGAGUGCAGAGGGCGGCCAGUAUCUGAGACAGAUAGUAAGCCAUACAUGAGAGAGCCUGCAGACAGGCCAGUGAGCAACUGCACCAUCUUCCUCGGCUACACCUCCAACCUUAUCUCCUCAGGGGUACGAGACACUAUCAGGUUCCUCGUCAAAAACAACAUGGUGGACGUGAUAGUAACCACUGCCGGGGGGAUUGAAGAGGAUUUCAUUAAAUGUCUUGCUCCAACUUUCCUCGGAGAUUUCUCACUCUCGGGUAAAGACUUGAAACUUAAAGGCAUAAACAGAAUAGGCAAUUUACUGGUUCCCAACGACAACUAUUGUAAAUUCGAAGAGUGGUUAAUGCCAAUACUGGACACUAUGCUCGAGGAACAGAAGAACAGCGGUUAUAUUUGGUCGCCCUCCAAGAUGAUAGCACGUCUGGGCAAGGAGAUCAACAAUCCUGACUCAGUCUACUACUGGGCUUACAAGAACAACAUCCCCGUGUACUCUCCUGCGUUAACGGACGGCUCUAUCGGAGACAUGAUCUACAUGCACUCGUAUAGGAACCCAGGCCUCAUAGUGGACAUUGCACAAGAUAUACGUGGAAUAAACUCCCAGGCAGUGAGAGCGGCUCACACAGGCAUGAUCAUUCUAGGGGGUGGGGUCAUCAAGCAUCAUAUCUGUAACGCCAACUUGAUGCGCAACGGGGCAGACUACUCUGUGUUUGUGAACACGGCUCAGGAGUUUGAUGGAAGUGACUCGGGGGCUCGUCCUGAUGAAGCUGUCUCCUGGGGCAAGAUCAAGAUCACUGCUAAACCUGUCAAAGUGUAUGGUGAGAACACACUCAUCUUUCCACUGCUUGUGGCUGAGACAUUUGCCAGGAACUACAAAACCCCACCCGACUUUGAACAAGCUACCUCGCAGCAGUGAACUCACGCAAUAAUUAUAAUCAAUUUGAACUGACUUUUUAUGAACUUUCGUAGAAAAUUUUUAUGACAAAAUAAAGAAUGGUUGUAAAAAUAUUGCAAUGAACUAUCUCUGUAUUGGGUUUCUAAUAUUAUGGAGAUAUUACAGUGA
This is a messenger RNA of Halichondria panicea, 1308 nucleotides long. RefSeq names its product deoxyhypusine synthase-like. Lineage: Eukaryota; Metazoa; Porifera; Demospongiae; Suberitida; Halichondriidae. Gene Ontology annotation, biological process: peptidyl-hypusine biosynthetic process. The coding region runs from base 40 to 1161 and encodes 373 amino acids. Gene Ontology annotation, molecular function: deoxyhypusine synthase activity. The record is from RefSeq and is a predicted model, not a curated record. Gene Ontology annotation, cellular component: cytoplasm. The transcript has 8 exons.